AUUAGAACAACAACAACAGUGAUAAUUUGUUUGUGCAUUCAUAAAAAUUGUGCAGUUACAAGCGGCUUGCAUGAAGCUGCAAGAAAAGUGGGAACGUCUUUCAACGACUGCCGCCGUCUCGCCAACAGUCGCCAACACUGUUAACGUAAACGUGAUCUCAAACGCGUCUCGCGCCUUCUUAUGAUGGAACUCUUGUCAAACAAUUCAGUUCCGCAACAAAUGGCUAGUAGUAAUACGCCCACCAAUUCCGGCAACCCCGCCGUCAAUACAAAUGGUGGCAGUGGCGGCAGUAUCAGCAGCAAUGCCAGCAACUCAUCAGAACGCCUUUUGGCCGGAAUUCUGGAAUCGUUCCCCUCGUGGGAUCUUAAUGCUGGUCUUCUGCCCAGCAUGGGACAAAGUCAGCUAAAUGGAUCGCCACCACGCACUGACUUCUUUAUUAACAAUUUUCUGGGCGGACUUGACUCACAUGGUGACUUUAGUAUUGGGCCCAUUGUCAGUGGAGCUCGCAAUCCAAAAAUGUCACCAGAGUCCUCAAACAAUUCGAGCAUCAGCUGUGGGUGGUGCGAGGUCAGCGCUUCCAUACGCUGCCUGGAGUGCAACGAGUUUAUGUGCAAUGAUUGUCUGCGGGAGCAUCGCAACAGUCCGCUAUCGUCGAAUCAUUCGAUUGUUUCACUGCCCACGCCCAUUGGCGCCUCACCCACCGGUGGCACUUCGGCUAAUGCACAGACGCCGGCCAGUUCGAAUUUCAUAUGCGACAUCCAUAACGAGAUGCUGCGCUAUGUAUGCGACUAUUGUCGCAAGCUAGUCUGCCAGUGCUGCACACUGCACGAGCACAAGGAGCACAGCUAUGCUUCUAUACAGAGCUUCAUGGUGGGGUCUAAGGAAAAGUUGGAAAACGCCAUUGAGAGCAGUCAGGUGGGCACCAGAUGCAUUAAGAGCAGCAUUGAUAAGGCCCUGGCCUUCAUACGUCUUAUAGAGCGCAACUGCAGUGAGCUUAGCGACAACAUACGCAAGGCCUUUCGACAGUUCAUUAUCGCCAUCGAGGAUCGGGAGCGGUUCCUGCUCGAUUUUGUGGAAAAGCUACGCCAGCGACGUCUCGCGAUCUUGCACGAUCAGAUGGCGGGUCUAAAGUCAGCCCUGGCCGGUCUCUCGGAGACAUCAGACAUGCUUAGCAAGGUGGCCGAUAAUGCCUGCACCAUGGAUCAAAUAGAGAUUGCAAUGAAGUUGACCAAUGGACAGCGUCAAAUGGAACAGUUCGCGGGUAUCUACAAGGACUUACAGCCGAAGCAGGAGGUGUUUGCAUUUGCUCCACCCGACUAUAGUCUGCUUCAAGACAUACGUAAUCAGGGUGGCGUCAUUCUGGUCGAUGAUAAAAACAUGCCCAUCGUAUCAAGCACUAAUGGCAUUGUCACGGCCCCUGGUGCCGGUAGCGGUGCUGGUGCUAGUAACAGUGGAGCUAACGGUGCUGGAUCUGGAAUUGAUAUAGCCUUUGGCGCAAUGCUGCCGAUGCCCAACAAUCCUUUGAGCGUUGCCGCAACAAAUGUGCGCCGACCGUUGCUUCGUGACAACUCAUUUCGCAUACCAUCGCCCAUUAUGCAGCCACGAGGAGGCAGCGCCUGUGGCAUGUCGAGUGCGGCACUAGACUGGGAAUUGAAUGGACUGCGUAGCUCUCCGGGAUUGCAUUUUAGUGCGCCCCGCACCACGCAAGCCAUCCCGGGCUGUAUGGAUCUAGUCAAAGCACGAAACUCGAAUGCUCUAUCGUUGUCGUUUGCCACCGAGGGCCAUGAGGAUGGGCAGGUCAGUCGUCCGUGGGGCUUGUGCGUUGACAAGAUGGGUCACAUAUUGGUCUCAGAUCGUCGAAACAAUCGUGUUCAGGUUUUCAAUCCCGAUGGCUCGCUUAAGUUCAAGUUCGGUCGCAAAGGUGUUGGAAAUGGUGAGUUUGAUUUACCGGCGGGCAUCUGUGUGGAUGUGGACAAUCGCAUAAUUGUCGUCGACAAGGACAACCAUCGGGUGCAGAUCUUUACGGCCAGCGGCGUCUUCUUGCUGAAGUUCGGUAGCUAUGGUAAGGAGUACGGCCAGUUUCAGUAUCCCUGGGAUGUGGCUGUCAACUCGCGACGUCAAAUCGUUGUUACCGACUCGCGCAAUCAUCGCAUACAGCAGUUUGACUCUGAGGGACGCUUCAUACGCCAAAUUGUGUUCGACAAUCAUGGACAGACAAAGGGCAUAGCCUCGCCUCGUGGUGUCUGCUAUACACCUACGGGGAACAUUAUUGUUUCGGACUUUGAUAACCACUGCUUAUAUCUCAUAGAUCCAGAUAUUAACGAUAUUCUUUCCGUCAAGGGUCACGAAGGCUCCGGUUUUCAUGAGUUUAAUCGUCCGUCAGGCUUGUGCUGCGAUGAUGAGGGUCGCAUUAUCGUUGCCGAUUCAAAAAAUCAACGCAUAUUGGUCUUUAAUCAAAAUCUGGACUUUCUGUGGGAUAUUGAGGUGCGACCAUCAAUUAACCCUCUGAUGCCGCCAACGCUUGACGAAAAAGACCGCACUUGCGAUGUAGCACUGAUGCCCGACGGGAGAAUUGUAUUCCUCAUAGAACUUUCACCGGAUUCCAAAGAAGGGUCUAACCCUUAUAAGCGGUUUGUGCACGUAUUCUAAACUAGUUAAUAACUGAGUGGGACGAGGGAGAAGAGUAAAUGAAAUGAGUAAUGUGGAAUACAAGAUCAAAUUGAUAAACAUAAGCACACCUUUUUUAGACCAUUUACAAGCCCCAAGCAUUAGCAUAGAAAACCCACAAGAGCAUUGAAAUUAGCGAAAAUUUUUAGCAUAAGUGCUACAACGAUUACCUCGAUAAUGCUUAAGAGUUGAUUAAUUAUGGUUGCAAAACCAAUUAAAACUAAUAACAAGUAAAAUACUUACCAACAGGACGAAUGCGUUCAGUAGGAUUUAGGCUAGAGAAACGUACCAUUAACAACAAACAAACCAGAACAAACCAACAAACAAAACCAAUUUAUAUGUUUGUAUGUCUACAAUUAAAAAUGUAGGUACUUCAUACAUACAUACAUUCAUAGAUACAAAUAUUAAUUAAUGUUAGUUAGUUAGACUGAUGGCAGUUUGCUAGCUGAGAAAGAUCUGGGCGGGGUGUGUUUUUUGUGCAGCAAACAAUUGAGUUUGGAAAGUUGCUUACAGGGGAGAGCUACUGCUACUAAGUUUUGUUUCGACGAGUUACUAAAUAAUUUCU
Molecule: messenger RNA, 3232 nt
Organism: Scaptodrosophila lebanonensis
Lineage: Eukaryota; Metazoa; Arthropoda; Insecta; Diptera; Drosophilidae
Gene: wech
Product: protein wech
Exons: 5
Coding region: 181-2649 (822 amino acids)
Biological process (GO): protein polyubiquitination; proteasome-mediated ubiquitin-dependent protein catabolic process
Molecular function (GO): ubiquitin protein ligase activity; zinc ion binding; protein binding
Source: RefSeq, a predicted model, not a curated record